GCUUCACCCUGGAGAUAACCUGCUUAGCCUCAAUGGCCUUCGAUGUGCUCCUGGAACAAGCUGGAGGUCUGGGGAGAUUUCAGAUCCUUCAGAUGGCUCUCUUUUUUGUCGCCAAUAUUAUAGCAUAUCCUCAUAUUCUGUUGGAGAACUUCACUGCCGCAGUCCCUGGGCAUCGCUGCUGGGUCCCCCUCCUGGACAACCACACCGCCUCUGGCAAUGACUCUGACAUCCUCAGCCAAGACGCCCUCCUGAGAGUCUCCAUACCGAUAGACUCAAACCUGAGGCCAGAGAAGUGCCGUCGCUUCACCCAUCCCCAGUGGCAGCUCCUUCAUCUGAACGGGACCUUCCCCAAUAUAAGUGAGUCAGACACAGAGCCCUGUGUGGAUGGCUGGGUGUACGAUCGGAGCUCCUUCUCCUCCACCAUUGUGACUAAGUGGGACCUCGUCUGUGAGUCUCAGUCACAAAAAUCAGUGGUUCAAACCCUGUUCAUGAGUGGGUCGCUGCUGGGAAGUCUGAUAUUUGGCUAUCUUUCAGACAGGUAUGGGCGGAAGGGGAUAUACACAUGGUGUCUCCUCCAGAUGGCCAUCUCUGACACCUGUGCAAUUUUUGCCCCCACCUUCAUCAUCUUCUGCACUCUACGCUUCUUGGCUGGGUCCUCUAUUGGAAUUAUUAUGUCAAACUCUUUAAUUCUCAUAACAGAGUGGACCAUGCCCAAAUCACAACAUAUAGGAGUAACGCUAACAUUUUGUUCAUUCAGUAUUGGGCAGAUGCUUCUGGGAGGAUUAGCUUUUGCAAUUCGAGACUGGCACACACUGCAUCUGACUGUGUCUAUACCUUUGUUUGUCCUCUCAUUGCUCUCCAGGAGGCUGGUGGAGUCUGCUCGGUGGCUGGUUACCACCAAUCGGCUAGAGGAGGGCACCAAGGCACUUAGAAGGGUUGCACGCAUCAAUGGAAAAGAGAGUGCUGGAGAGAUCCUGACGGCUGAGUUUGUGAGAUCCAACAUGCAAGAGGAGCUGGACAAAGCCCAGAACAAACCAUCAGCAUUCCAGGUGCUCCGUGCACCCAAGCUGUGCCUGAGAGUCUGCUGCCUUGGCUUUGUGAGACUGGGAGCCACUGUGCCAUUGAUGGGCCUGAUACUCAACCUACAGGAGCUGGGGAGCAGUAUCUUCAUGUUCCAGGUCAUCUUUGGAGCUGUCACAUUCAUAUCCAGAUAUUCUGCUUAUUUGAUGAUGAAGCACACGGGUCGUCGAAUCAGCCAGUCCCUGUUUUUGUUCCUGGUAGGACUAUUCAUUGUGGUCAACACCUUUUUGCCCAGAGAAAUGCAGACUCUACGUGCGGUAUUAGCAACUUUGGGACUUGGUGCUGCUUCUGCUGCCACCACUGCGUUUUCUGUCCACCACAUAGAACUCAUCCCUACCAUGUUCAGGUCAACACUAUCUGGAGUCAAUAAUAUGUUUGGUAGAGUUGGGUCAGUACUGGCCCCCCUCCUGAUGACCUUAGUGGUAUAUUCUCCCCACCUGCCCUGGAUCAUGUAUGGAGUCUUCCCCAUCCUUUGUGGCCUGAUUGUCUUCUGCCUUCCGGAAACCAGGAAUCAGCCUCUUCCUAACACCAUUCAGGAUGUGGAAAAGGACUCAAAAAAAUUAAGAAGAGUAAAUCAGGAAGAUACUUGCAUGAAAGUAACACAAUUUUAAGGAAUUCUCAAGAGUGGACCUGAAGCACAAAAUAUAAGAGGGAAAAAAAAUCAAGAUUGUUCCUGUAUACCUAUAAAACCAACCACAAUGCAGUGGAUAAAUGGAUGCCUUUUACAAUUGUGGCACUAAAUAUAUCAAUUUUCCCCAAAUAAUUUGUGAUUUGUAAGUUUAAGUAAUUCCAGCGAGCAGUUGUUUGUUUUGAGAAGUAGUUGCAAGAGUAGUUCCAAAUUCUUCUAUAAAUAACAGUCAAGAUGAUUUAGAAAAAAAAAUGGAAUUUUCAUGUGAUCUAGACAUCUAACUUCUGAGUAUAUUUUAAAAGGAAAUGAAAUCACUGUGCUGAUUGAUAUCUGCCCUCUAAUGGAGUCAACCUAAAUGGCUAACAGAUAAUGGAUAGAUAAAGGAUAGUAUAGAUACACAGGAACUAUUAUUCAUCUGUUAGAAGAAGAUCAUAUCUUUGCAACCACAUGGAUGGACCUGGAGGACAUUAUGUUAAGUGAAAUAAGCCAAGCACAGAAAGACAAAUACUGCAUGAUUCCAUUCAUAUGUAGGAGCCAUAAUAAUUUGAUUUCAUAGAAAUAGGGGAUGGUAGUUUCCUGAGGCCGAUGAGUGAGGGGAGUGUUUGGGAGCUAUGGGUCAAAGAAUAUGAAAUUACAGUUGUGCAGGAUGAGUAAAUUCAAGAGAGCUAUUGUACACCUGGUGACAGUAGUUGAUAACAUGUUGUACUCUUGAAAACUGCUAAGAUAGUGGAUGAAGUUAUCACUAUAAAAAUGAUGACUAAGUGAUAUGUAUAUGUUAAAAAACUAGAUUUAACCAUUCUUCAAUGCAUAUAUACUUCGAAAGUCAUGUUUUAAAUGAUAAAUGCAGACAAUUUUAUCUGUGAAUUCAAAAAUUAAAUCUGAAAAAAGGAGGCACAUGGAUGACAAAGAGGCUCAAAUAUGAUGAAAUGAAUGCUGGACUUUAAGAAACUACAGUCAUGAGAACAGCAAUAGAAAAUCCAACCACAAGUCAUGAUAAUUCCAGACCCACACUCAUGCAUGUACAAAUAACAUAUGACACUCUGCACCAAAAGUCAGUUCUUAAUUGAAAAAUUAUGUAAUAAGCUUUUUAGAAAUAAAUCUAGAAAAAUUA
This is a messenger RNA of Lepus europaeus (European hare), 2819 nucleotides long. RefSeq names its product steroid transmembrane transporter SLC22A24-like. Gene Ontology annotation, biological process: transmembrane transport. NCBI's taxonomy places the organism in Eukaryota, Metazoa, Chordata, Mammalia, Lagomorpha, Leporidae. Bases 33 to 1691 code for a protein of 552 amino acids. The record is from RefSeq and is a predicted model, not a curated record. Gene Ontology annotation, molecular function: transmembrane transporter activity. The transcript has 10 exons.